Molecule: messenger RNA, 2582 nt
Organism: Pseudo-nitzschia multistriata
Lineage: Eukaryota; Bacillariophyta; Bacillariophyceae; Bacillariales; Bacillariaceae
Source: the annotation of a GenBank genome assembly
CGGCACGGUACUCUGCUGUGCUGACACAAAAAGAACAAAUUUGAGGAUACCGAACACAUCAGUCACCGCAACAAGAAGGGUCGGAAAGAUACUAGGAAUUAGAAUGAGAGAGCUCUGUAAKGACCGCUCAUCUGCCCAGCAUUAUCGCUCGCUUCAUCACAUUAUUGGAUGCUAAAAUAAUGAGAACUUCUACUGCUGUAGAUAUUGACACUACUUGCACGGAGGACAACGAGAAGAAUGCCAUCAUGGCGAUCCAGUGUCGACAGAACAACGAGGUGUUCCUUCGCAGAAAGUUUGGCCGRGUCGCCGAGGCAGUCAUUGUUGCUGCUGGGGCUGCGAUUUUUCUGACAUGUUCUCUCAAUUGCUGCACGGGCAUCCAUGCCUUCUCGCUUCGRUCUGCAGCGAAAGGAUCAACGGCCCGGGUCGCGUCGACGUUCCGCAACGACGACGACCAYCUGCUACCAGGGAUCCAUUCGUUGCCGUUUGCCAYGACCACUUCCCUUCAAACCYAUUACACAACUAACUCCCGUCUUUGGGCCAAAGAAGAAGAGAAAGAAGACGAUCGCGGCGAUGCAGAACUAUACAUUGUGUCYUCCGCCUCCAAGAACGUCACCGAGGAUCCAUCGGUUCCAUUCGAGACACCAAUGGUGGAUGACGACGGCAUCGUCACAAACAGGAAACCAACUUCUGGCCCCGCACGAACAGGAGAGCGAGAUGUCACCAUUCGYGGUGAUCGAGACGAAGUAGGACGCAAUCCUGUUCCCGRUGCUGCAWUAAAACGUGCGAAGAACGAAGACCUGGAUUACGUUACAAUUGCGCAAGAAAAUCCUUCCMUCGAAACCGACCUUGACAAGACGGUCAAUGCAGUUUUUGGGGCCAUUGCCUUUUGCCAAAAGAUUCCGUCGAAAGUCGAGGAGGCCAUUGAAAAGACACAACAACUCCCGGGAAAGGUAACUAAGUCGGUACAAGAGACCAAGAAAAGCGUCGAAGAAACCAUCGAAACAACCCAAAARGUUGUUAAAACCGUCCAAGAAUUCCCCRACAAGGUCACCAAGUCGGUGCAGGAGACCAAGGAAAGCGUGGAGGAGACAAUUGAAACUACCCAAAAGGCCGUAAAAACUGUAGAAGAAUUUCCCRGCAAAGUGAAAGAGUCUAUUGAAGAUACCGCACACGACGUGAAGGUGCUAUUCGGAUUGGAACGACCGAGUCUCAAAAAACGCAUGCAGCAGCAGAAAAUCCCAAUGACGGCCAAGGAGGAAGCUCUUGAUCUGGCUGGGAAGGCAACGGUGGCAACGGCCAAAGUGGCCAUCUGGGCCGGCAAGGGAGURGGUUCGAUGGCAUGGAAGGGGACAAAGUUGGCGUWCAACAACACGAUAGGCCCCGCUGUCGAAGAAACAUGGAACGAACAAGUAGCGAGCAUAAACAAUGCGAUCAAUGCAACAACGAAAGCCAUCCAAGACGUUCCGUCCAAAAUAACUUCGCCGAGUUCUGAGGUUUUGGACAAGAGAAAAGACCCAAAACGACCGUCUUUCACACGCAAGAGAGAAAGAAAAGAGACCACGAUCGUACCCGAUUCCGUUUCCAAAAUAAUUACGAAGAGUCCCGCUCAGCUGCAAAAGGAGAUCAACGAUGCACAAAACUUGGCCAAAGAGAUCUCCGMUGCAUUGGAUGCGGCCGAACGAGCCAUGAAGAUGAACCCGAACAGGGAGCUAGAAGAYCCCAUGAUCGAGAUUGGAGAAGUCUCCCCCGCAGAAUCCACAUCCAAAGCUGCGGUGCGGCCCUCGACGGCAARGAACAACGGUCCUUUCUGGAACCGAAGKCAAAAACAAAAKAAGACUCCUUCCAUCGACGUCUUGGCUCGUUUGAACGUCGCAAAGACCCAAGACCAGCUCGAYGCCGAACUGAAAGAGGAGCAGGCUUUGGAGAAAGAAAUCGCGGACGCGCUCGCCAUGGCGGAGCAGGCACUGAUGAMGUCUGCGCCUGCGAACAGCGGCACCAGCGAUGGAGGCAGCGGCGACAGCAAGAAGAACACGGGGGAUCAGUCAUAGACCGAUACCAACACAUCAAGAGCAACAGAAUGAUCCGAYCAAGUCUCUCCCGUCGGCUUCUGCUACGGCACGAAUGGUGUAACAGGGUCGCGCUGCAGYGAUGGUUUUCCAACCCUUCGCAGCAGAAGUUUGUUCGGUGGAUCGGCGCGAACGCGUGUCUGAAUCGGUAAGAGCAUACCAAAGAAUGGAUACCRGUAAUCCGAAGGUCGUUGCCAAAACCGUUCUCUAUUGCACGGGAGUCCAUGCAKUCAAGCGAUAACGGCUAGGUUUCUCCCGGGCUCACCAAGUCCACUUUGACGAGAAACCAUCGUUUGAAGUUUGGAUAAACUGGAUGGCAGCAGAAUUGCAUGAUUUCAAAGCAACAUUGAAUACCAAGAUUCCAAAGUUCGCGUUCGUGUAGAGAAAACUGCCAUUCUGUUCACGAAAAAGAUUGUGUGUAUAGCAUUGAUGAAGAUAAAACCGAUAGAAACAAAAGUACCAACACAACUCUUCAACCUGAACUAGUACUAGUACUAAUAAUUUCAGCACUGUUAG